UCAUUGCCUUAUUUCGUUAUCAGCGGGUCAUCGCACUGAUGCGCUUCGUCACGGAUUCCGACGACCGAAACGUCCGCGGUCCACCCACCCACCCACUCACCCACCGCAACGAUGACCGUGGGGUAAAGGGGUGAUGAUAACGUCGGUGGCGGCGAACGUUAUCAACGCAACGAACGAUGCACAGAACAAUAGUGACCAUACAUUACAAUUUCCGUAUAACUGGCGGUUCGUAGCAAAAUAAUAUAAUCAUUGAAUCAUUAUCAUCGUCGUCAUCGUCAUUAUUAUUAUUAUUUUAAUUGGAAUACGCUGUGCGGUGUGGAAUUAAUAAUAAUAAUUAUUAUCGUUCGUCGGGAUUACACAACUCGCGCCCGCACACAUACGUCACACUCGCGACGACGACCAAUUGGAUCGACUUUCGUGGCUCGGGCACUUGACAGUCGCACGUCCGUGCCAAAAUCGUUUUGAUCCGCCGACCGCCGCCGCCGUUUGAUCUCUGUGUGUGAGCUGCCCCUUUUGAGCAGUCGUUUGUGUAUUUUUUCGACGUCGGCUGGGCAGCACAACGUACGCCAAGCUCGGGAGAGGAAAUAAGCCGAGAAUAAGUGCUCGAUCACACGAUAUAAGUGCUAUUAAGCAACACCGCCCGUAUUGGCGUCGACAGCAAACAUCAUGACUGAACACAUACUGUCUUAGGUUAUUGAGCAAGUGCAGUAACCUAAAGUUUUUCAUUUAACACACAGUAGCAGUAGCAAAUACUACGCACAUUUUCUACACUACGGUCACUACUCCUAGAAUGAAGGUUUUAGUAUUAUAUGAUUUUGUGGGUGAACCCGGAUCAUCAGAAUUAUCAGUGACUGCUGGUGAAACACUGGUAGUUAGUCGAAAAGAUGUUGGCGAAGGCUGGUGGGAGGGAACAAACUCAUCUGGCCGCACAGGCUUGUUUCCAGCUGCAUAUGUCGAAGAAAUCAAAACCAAGGUGGAUGAUAGAAAAGAUGAAAGUAAACCGCCACCAGCUUUACCCCCACCACCAUUACCACCAUCAACAGACCCAUGGGAAAUUGACGAUCAACAAAAUGAAUUUUAUUCACAAGUUCCUGGGAGUCACAAUCAGCAACAAAAUGCAUAUCCACACCAGCAGUCACCUGAUGAUUAUUAUGAUGAUGAGUGGGACGACGAUUCUGAAUAUGGCGGUGGAAGCACUGUAACUUCAUCUGCUGCUAUACCACCAACAAUUCAGUAUCCAGCAGUAGGAACUAAAACGACGUCGAUAAGAAAAACAACAGGUAAAACGGCUGCAACGACUGCUGGCAGCAGUUCUCGGUUUUCCAAGUUGGUAGGUGGUGGUGAUGCAUCAUAUAUAAUGGGUGCCAUUCAGCCACCCAUCCACUUACCUGAUACAGAAAACAUUACAAUUGUUGUGCGUGGUGGUACUGGUGGUGGCCCUAUGGCAGUGGAUGUUGAAUGGUGCAGAGAUCCCGAUGAUGAACCACACGGAUACCAGUGUGUGGUUGCAUCUCCAAAAAAGGAAUCAAAACUCAAAGGCCUGAAAUCAUUUAUUGCAUACCAAUUAACUCCUACGUUUAACAAUAUUCAAGUAUCCAGGAGAUACAAGCACUUUGACUGGUUACAUGAACGUUUAUUGGAAAAGUACUGCUGUCUAGUGCCAAUACCACCAUUACCAGAUAAACAAAUCUCAGGUCGGUACGAAGAACAAUUCAUUGAACGUCGUAAACAGCAAUUACAGGCAUUUGUAGAUGCAGUAUGCCGACAUCCUGUGCUGUCACGAGGUUGGGUAUGGCGGCAUCAUUUUAUUACAUGUACGGACGAGAAACGCUGGAAGUCAGGCAAGCGAAAGGCUGAAUCACGAAACACGAGUGCUGAGACCCUCACUGGGGCUAAUGUAUUUUUUGUAAUUAGGGUAGUGUCUGCAGAUGGUAGUAGUGAUCCCCCUCCACCUAUCAACCCAGCAAUAUUAGAUCGUGAAGUAGAUGGAUUUCAGAGAUUUGUGACUGGAUUAGAAGGAGCGCUAAAGAAUAUGGCACAAACAGUUGCUGAACAAUCAAAACGUAUGCAAACAUGCUAUAAACGUGAUGCUCAACGAUUAGGCCAGUCAUUUUACAUGUUGGGUCAUGCAUAUAGUGGAGCAUCAUCUUCAUCAAUAGGAGACACUAGUGGUAAUGGUAAUGUGAUAAGUCUAACUACCCGACAACUUAUGACAGCCCUGAAAAAAACUGGCGAUGUGUAUAAUGAGAUGGGAGGUCGUCUGAUGGAUGAGUUACCUGCCGCUGGAUGGGACUCGUUUGCUGACAUGCUUCAUGUCUAUCGUGGUGUUGCAGGGGCAUUCCCUGACAUACUAGCUGUGCACAAGAGUGCUGUGCAAAAACGGAAAGAAUGUGAAAGGCAGUACUCUGAAGGUUUACCAAUUGGUGGUGGUAGUGGUGAUGGAGCAGGAGGAUCUAGUGGUGGAGCAUCAUUAUCUGGAUCUGCCAGUGGUGGGACUGUAGCAGUGGCUGAUCCAGAACAACAGCGACGACUACUGCGCGAGAUGCAACGUCGUACUGACCUAGUGUCGUACGCCCUAUUAGCAGAAAUAAAUCAAUUUCAUCGAGACCACGUACUUGGCCAAAUGGCUGGCCAUGUUCGUCAACUAUUACGCAACCAGAUUGAAUAUUAUAGAAAAAUUGCUGAUAAUUUAGAAAACGUUUUACAUAUGUACCCCGAUAAUGGUGAUGAAGACUCUUUGGGAGUUGGAAUGGACCAUCAUUACGAGCAACAACAGUACAGCCAAGGAAUAAUUGAUGAUAACCCCUCUUAUCAACACCAGUAUUAUUCAAAUCAGUAGUAGUUUUAAUAACGUAAUUUAAUGGGUAACAUACAACAUGAUAAAUAACUAAAAUGCAAUUAUUUUUAAAACUGCUAAUACCUAUUAUUUAAAGUAGGUAUCAUAAUACAUUUUUUUAACUAUCUGUAACUGUCAAUAUUACUGGGAAAAAAACUGUUGUUACUUUUAUUAAAAUAAUAUUUUUCGGGGAAUCCACGCUAUAACCCCUGCUAGUACUUUUAUCGUUAUUAUCCCUAAAUGAAGCAUUUUAGUUUGUUAAUUGUUUUUAAUAAUACUUGAUUAUUAUAAUUUUUUUUUUGUUAUUCCAUAUUAUUUUUCCAAUUUAUUAUCGUGUAUCAAUUAUAUUACUAUGCUUUUGCCCAUUGUUAUCAUUAAUUUUACUAUCGAUUGGAUUUAUAUUAUUUUCAAUCUAUAAAAUAUUGUUUUUAAAUUUGUGUAUGACGCCAUUUUGACAUAUUCAACAAUCAAAAACAUACUACAUAUGAUUAUAAUUACUUAUUAAAAAAUAGUUAUAUUCUAAUCUCAAAUUAAAAAGAUGAUUUAACUACACAAUAGACAUACAAAUAGUUAAAUUGGAAGAGGUGACAUAUGAGUAUGCUUGACCACUGCUUGACAAGAACUAGUUGCUCUAGGGUUAACUUUUUGAUUUGAAUAGAGUCAUGGGCGCCCCCUCCUGCGCUAAAAUACUCGUUUAUUAUGAACUUGUAGUUCAAUAAAUAUGGCAUGUUUACAUUUAUAUGUGAAAAUAACAUAAAAUCUUUAUUAUCUUACAUUUGAGAAUAUUUUUAUUCUGACCCCUACAAUUUUACUUAUGAGCGCCCAUGAAUGGAGUACAAUUAAUUAUUUAAUUUUACAUCUUCUAUUUUAUAGAAAUUUGAAAGAUCAUAGCUGAUUUAGGAUUAUCCUAAUAGUCUCUAAUAUAUUAGUUAAAAAUAUGGUAUUUUUUUAUAACUUAUGUGAAACUUAGUUAUCAGUUGAUUUAAAAAAAAAAAGUUAAUUCUGAAGAUCUGAAAUUUUAUAAAACAUUUUUCUAUCAAAUUUGAAUAAUCGAGAUUUGUUGAAUUAUCCUAAUUUUGUUUAUAUGUACUGGCCAAAAGAAUAUGUAAUAACUAGCAUUAAAAUUUUAAUGUAAAUAAAAUUUUUCCAUUGAUAACAGAUACUAUCUAAUAAGUGAUAAUUUUGACUUCAAACUUAUUGUUGGGACCAUUUUUUUUUAAUUAUAAGCUACAUUGUAUGAAUUUUUCCAAUUUAAAUAAUAUUGUAUUUGUUUUACAUAUUUAUUUAUAACAUAAUUCUAGGGAUAUAGAUAUAUUUAUUAUAUUUUUAUUAUAUAAUCUAUAAUAUACUUAUAGGUACAUUUAUGUAUUUUAUUUUUUUAUUUUACAUGUGCCAUUAUUAUAGGCAGUGGCGUACACAGGGGAGGGGACUAAUGAGCUAAAGCAUCUCCCAUUGCCUGCAUUAUUAUUUUUUGUUUUAUGCUUAAUAUAAGUAAGAAAUAAAAAAGCAACUACUUUAUUUUUCAAGCUUAUAAUCCUAUGAUAAUUGGGUAAUUAUUUACUUUCAAGCCCCCCUCCCGCCCCCACAUUGCAAAAUCCUGCAUACGCCACUGAUAAUGGGUGUUAAUUAUUACGUUUAUUUAUAUGUAUGUAAGUGUGUACUGUGUAUGAAACUUUGUAACUUAAAAGGGUAUUUGAAAUGCAUGUUAACUGAAUUUAUGUACAAUUUACUCGUAUUAAAUAAUUUACUUAAAAUAAAUAUGUAUCCUGUGGCUA
Aphis gossypii (cotton aphid) is the source of this 4611-nucleotide messenger RNA. RefSeq names its product sorting nexin lst-4 (gene SH3PX1). Bases 791 to 2839 code for a protein of 682 amino acids. Gene Ontology annotation, molecular function: protein binding; phosphatidylinositol binding. Gene Ontology annotation, biological process: endocytosis; endosomal transport; plasma membrane tubulation. The record is from RefSeq and is a predicted model, not a curated record. Gene Ontology annotation, cellular component: cytoplasmic vesicle; plasma membrane. Lineage: Eukaryota; Metazoa; Arthropoda; Insecta; Hemiptera; Aphididae. The transcript has 13 exons.